AUGGUUGGUGGUCAACACAGAAAGGGAAGACCACACACCUUCAGAUGUGAAGAGGGUAUACAUUCAUCUACAAGCGAUGAGACGAAGAUGGAGGAAAAAAAAAAAAAAAAAAAAAAAAAAAAAAAAAAUUUUUUUAAUGAUACAAAGAGAACAAACAACUCAGAUGAAAGUACUACCUCCUCUCCCAUGUGUAGUAGCUUCGAUACAGGAAAAUCAGACGACGUUUUAAACAAUAAAGUGAAACAUUAUUAUGUUCAAAAACUACUCACAAAGUCCAUUUCACAUAAACUGCUAGGCUUAAACAAUGCACUUCAUUACGCAUGUGCAAGAGGAAAGAGGAAGCUAGCAAAACAACUAAUCAUUUGUGGAGUACCAAUAAAACUAAUGAAUAAUGAAGGAAGCACAGCUCUUCAUAUGGCUUCCCUAAAUGGACACGAUGAAAUUGUAAAGACCUUAUUAGAAUACAACCCUGAAGUAGAUGUAAUGACAUUUCAUGGUGAAACUCCUCUCAUGUUAGCUGCAUACGGUUUGCACCUCCACGUCAUUAAAACGUUGGUGUCCAGUGGUGCAAAAGUCAUUGUAAAAAACAGCGACAAUGUAACCGUGUUGCAUUGUCUCGUACAAGGACUUCUACGAACACAUACAAUUUACUACGACCAUAAAGCAUAUCACAAUGAGGUAUCAUGUGGUGGUGUUGGAGGAGGACCAUUCAUGAAUGGAGACACUGCGAAAAGCUUCUCUACUACUAACCACAAUCACCAUAUCACUGCACACAUCCCCAUCAUUGAAGACCUACCAACCGAUCUCUUACUUCUUCCAUUUAAAUUAUUACACAGAAUUAAAAAGGCCAUCACGAUACUGAAACUUCUAACCAUGCACUGUCCUUUAUACCUGUAUGAAGUAAAAGAUGUGCAUGGGUUCAAUCCACAUGAGAUGUUGAAGCAUGCUUGGAGGAAAGUUUGUGAGAGACGCAUGUACUUGCUGGCCAACGCCGACUUGAAAUUCUCUUCCUUUAGUCAUCGCCAGAAGAAUAUCGUCUCACAAGGAUGGACACUCAUCACAGCACUCAUCAAUAUGGUACUUUCUAUUUUACGCCCCGAUCGAUCAGUGCUCACCUCCAUCUACGCCACCUUCCUGGGGGGGCAGCGCAUUCCACAGGUGCACACAACCCAGCUGACAGAGGCGUCCACGCCUAGCGACACGCAUGUGAAGCCAACCGACCAGCAGCGAACUGACCAAGAGGCACCUGCCGAGAUGAAGCCAACGGCCCAGGUGGACCCCCCAGGGGAACCCAAAUCUGCCGCCAGCGAAAAGGCGCCGAUCGUCCCCAAAAAAAUGUGGUCCAAAAAGGCCAAGCUGCCACCCCCUCCGAAGAGGCCGCAAUAG
Plasmodium fragile is the source of this 1386-nucleotide messenger RNA. RefSeq lists its product as uncharacterized. The transcript has a single exon. Gene Ontology annotation, molecular function: protein binding. The record is from RefSeq and is a predicted model, not a curated record. NCBI's taxonomy places the organism in Eukaryota, Apicomplexa, Aconoidasida, Haemosporida, Plasmodiidae. Bases 1 to 1386 code for a protein of 461 amino acids.